CUCCUUUCACUACCUAGGUAGCCAAGCCUUCGUAGUGAAGCUUGAGCUGCCUGUAUAUAGCUUGUGCUUAUGCCCAGCUUCUGCAUCCAACUCAGGUUCACAGCCGCUUUUGCAUUCAAGCCUCGUUUAAUUUCUUGGUGCGGUCUCGGCGAAGCUUCAUCACAAUGGCUAUCAAGACAGCCGGUGGGAACAGUGCGUUCCAUAACACUGUCAAUGACUUUGCUCACAUUGAAGACCCAAAUGAGCGUCGUCGUCUCGCGCUCGCGGAUAUCGACAACGCGCGCUUCGGCUGGUACCAUGUUCGCGCCAUUCUCGUCGCCGGAACUGGUUUCUUCACAGACAGCUACGACAUCUUCUGUGUAUCUUUGUUAGCCAUCAUGCUGGGUAUUGUCUACAAGCAGGACAACAAGGGCGUUCUCCUCACUACCCAGGACACCGCGAUCAAGCUCUCCACUUCGGCCGGUACCGUUAUUGGCCAGGUCGGCUUCGGCGCCCUUGCUGAUAUCGUUGGACGCAAGAAGAUGUACGGUCUUGAGCUGAUUCUCAUCAUCGUUGCAACUCUGGCCCAAGCUCUAGUUGGUGGUGGUCCUGGAGUGUCGGUUGUUGGUCUCAUCAUCUUCUGGCGUGUCCUCAUGGGUAUCGGUAUCGGUGGUGACUAUCCCCUUUCGUCGAUCAUUACGUCAGAAUUCGCCACCACGAAGCACCGAGGAAAGAUGAUGGCUGCUGUCUUUAGCAUGCAAGGUUUCGGCCAGCUUGGUGGUGCAGUCGUCAUGGUUUGCUUGACCGCUGGUUUCAAGUCCAAGCUUGAUAAGGCCUCCUCGUACGCCACUUGCACUGGCGAGUGCCGUAUCGCUGUUGACCAGAUGUGGCGCGCGUUGAUCGGUAUUGGCAUCGUUCCAGCCGUCUGUGCCCUCUACUUCCGUCUUACCAUCCCUGAGACUCCCCGUUACACUUUUGAUGUCGCCCGUGACAUUGAGAAAGCCAACGCUGAUGUUAAGCACUACAUCUCUGGCAAGAGGGGUGAGGGCGAGGUUGAUGAGAUCAUGGCGGCCACCACCCGUCAGGCAUCCGUUGCUCAGCUUGAAGUUCCCAAGGCCUCAUUCAGAGAUUUCUGCCGCUUCUUUGGCAAGAUCAGGAACGGCAAAAUUCUCGUCGGAACUGCCAUGUCAUGGCUGUUGCUUGAUGUAGCCUUCUAUGGUCUCGGCCUGAAUGCCUCUACUGUCCUCCAGGCGAUUGGAUACGGCGGUGGUGCUACUGUUUACCAUAAGCUCUACAAUCUGGCUGCUGGCAACUGCAUUCUCAUCUGUGCUGGCGCCAUUCCUGGAUACUGGCUGGCCGUUGCAACCAUCGAUACCGUCGGCCGUAAGAUCCUCCAGCUUGUUGGAUUCAUUAUGCUCACCAUUUUGUUCCUGAUCUGGGGUUUCGCCUACCACCACCUAAGUGGCCAUGCCAUGUUGGCCAUCUACGUUCUCAUCCAGCUCUUUUUCAACUGGGGCCCCAACACCACCACCUUCAUCGUUCCUGGGGAGAUCUUCCCCACUCGAUACCGUUCAACCUGUCACGGCAUCUCCGCCGCAUCUGGGAAAAUUGGCUCCAUCAUCGCCCAGGGUGCCAUUUCACCUCUCCGCACCCGUGGCGCUACCGCAAAGCAAGCCAACCCAUGGCUCAACCACGUCAUGCAGAUCUUCUCUGCUUUCAUGUUCGCCGGUAUCUUCACGACCUUACUGAUACCUGAGACUAACCAGAAAACCCUCGAGGACCUUUCAGAGGACUGGGAUAUGGGUGAUGAGAGUAUUACCGGCGCUCCUACACACAAUAAGAGUGCUGAACGUGGUAGUGAUGAGGAGCCCAAGAUUUAAUGGCGGUCUGAAAAGCUUUUGCACCAACUUCGUUAGAUAUCCUUUCUUUUAGCAGAACCAUGUAUACCAUCAUGCAUCCGAACCUACUGCUUUGACAGCCAAAAGAGAGGCAAAACACACAUGC
Molecule: messenger RNA, 1983 nt
Organism: Boeremia exigua
Lineage: Eukaryota; Fungi; Ascomycota; Dothideomycetes; Pleosporales; Didymellaceae
Product: major facilitator superfamily domain-containing protein
Exons: 4
Coding region: 165-1859 (564 amino acids)
Biological process (GO): transmembrane transport; phosphate ion transport
Cellular component (GO): membrane
Molecular function (GO): phosphate transmembrane transporter activity
Source: RefSeq, a predicted model, not a curated record